Pungitius pungitius (ninespine stickleback) is the source of this 7770-nucleotide messenger RNA. It is a transcript of the gene rims2a, whose product is annotated as regulating synaptic membrane exocytosis 2a. The transcript has 27 exons. Bases 1093 to 5415 code for a protein of 1440 amino acids. NCBI's taxonomy places the organism in Eukaryota, Metazoa, Chordata, Actinopteri, Perciformes, Gasterosteidae. The record is from RefSeq and is a predicted model, not a curated record. Gene Ontology annotation, biological process: intracellular protein transport; regulation of membrane potential; calcium ion-regulated exocytosis of neurotransmitter. Gene Ontology annotation, molecular function: small GTPase binding; transmembrane transporter binding. Gene Ontology annotation, cellular component: cytoskeleton of presynaptic active zone; presynaptic membrane.
AACUUAAUUCUUUGAAAUUUCCAUUCUUGUUGAGUGCAAUUUUCCUCAAUUGUAUUUAAGAUUUGAAUUUUUGCUGGAAUUCUGCAUUUUCCAAAUUGGCUGUGAUUUUAAAGGGUGCUGAUGAUAUUAGCUUCAUUCAACUUGAUCAUCGACAAAAGGAUGAAAAGGGGAAAGAUGUGCACAGCCUCGUCUAAUACGUGAUUUCUACUUCUCAGGCGAUAAUAGAAGUUUGUGUCUGAUGCCUUAAUAGAUACAAUUAACGACAGUCCCCAGAAUCUACAAUCCGUUUUUCCACAGCACGUGAACGCAGCACCAUUUCUUGUUGCGUUCGCGUUCAUAUCUCGGUGACCUCACGGCCCCCGUGAUUUCAAGGUCCGGCAGUGGUCUGACAUCACAAAGAGAAAGAGCGGGGCACCACAGCUGUGCCCUUUUAUAAAAAAUCUGUGUUUAAUUCUGAUCCAACAUGCGUUGGGGUUGGCCAAGGUGUGCUCGUUGAAGCCAGCAGAGGAAAAGCGGCGCCAGUGGGUGUCGCGCGUCGCCGCCUUGCUGCGUCCGUCUAUUGGAGUGUCCGUGGGAGCAGAGCUGGGACGCAUCAGUAAUGAGAGCUCAUCAACUCCGGCGGAGCACAGACAAACUCACACAGCGGCGGUGGGAAUCACGGCGGGACUUGACGCCGCGGCGGCUCGCGCGUUUCUUCCUCCCGCGCUGACAUUGAGUCUGUGGGGGGGCGGUUGGCGCAAUUUGAAGGAUCCAGCGCAACGAUUCAAGAUCGGAAUCCCUCGUCCCCGUUGAAUGAACCGUCGCUGUGGUCGCUCUGUCGACGGUGACGUAGAAGAAGACUGCGUUUGGUUUCCAUUGGAUGGGCUAAAAGUCCCCGAUUUAACCUUCACGGUGCUCCCCGCUCCCUGCGGUCCGACAGGCGGCCCCGUUGAUCGGAUUCGGAGCUGUCCGCGGUGCUGAAGGUCGGCCGCCGUUUCUUUCGGCUCGUUUUCCCCGGGAUCGGUGGACAGCCGUCCCCGCAUUCGAAGGGCUUAAACACAGCGAUCUCCCCGCAGCGCACCACGCCGCUCUUCCUCAUCCGCACCAUGGGUUAUGUGGGUAUGCAACCUGUGCCGAAAACAACAAGAAAUCCUCACCAAAUCGGGGGCGUGGUUCUUCGACCCGGGGCCUGGUCAGGUGCGGGGCGUGUUUGAGGGCGGACCGCAGGGGAAGAAGGCCAAACUGCAGGACCCGUCCUUGUACCCCUACCAGGGAGCCUCAGUGGACCUCACAGACAGAAGCAGACCUCACGGCGGGCUCCUGCCCAGACAGGCGUCCCUCGACAACGGAGCGGGGCUGAGGUACUCGGCGCCCGGCGACGCACCCAUAGACCGGAAACGAAGUCCAUCUGCAUCCAGGGAUCCAAACCAAAAAUACGACCAAAGGGAGGGGGUUGACCACUCGCAGUAUGCCCCGACGGACGGCGGCAUGCCCAGAUCACCGUCUGACUAUGGGGAUGGAGACCAUCGGCGGGCUCCGCGGGGCCCACACAUGUACCCAGACGCGGAUGCGGCGCGGAUGGGCUAUCGGGGCCCCGGACGCUGGCACUCCCAGGAGUACCCGCUGGACCAGGAGCUAGAUGGACCACCGAGCGAGUACAACCUGCAGCGGCAGCGCCAGGAGGAGUUCCAGACGCGCUACCGCAGCGACCCGAACCUGGCUCGCUACCCCGUGAAGCCGCAGCCCUACGAGGAGCAGAUGAGGAUGCACGCCGAGGUGGGCCGCGUGAGGCACGAGAGGCGCCAUAGCGACGUCUCACUGGCCUACACGGAGCAGGAUGACCCAGGCCCCGUCCGGCUGUCCCGUCAGCAUCUCACCGAGCGCCGGCCGCCUAUGGUGGGACAGCGCUCGUACUCCGUCGACCGCUCCUCACCAGGACCCAUGGGCCCCGGCCUCGGAGGCCACAGGACCUCCAACCACAGCCCCCCGACGCCACACCGGAGCCCCGUGCUGGGCGACCGAUCCGGGGACCUGCGGAGAGGCGACUUGGGGGGCGAUUCCAUGAGGAGGCAGCAGCACCACUUAGACCCCAGUUCGGCCGUGCGCAAGACAAAGAGGGAGAAGAUGGAGAGCAUGUUGAGGAACGACUCCCUCAGCUCGGACCAGUCCGAGUCGGUGCGCCCGCCACCCCCCAAGCCCCACAAAACUAAAAAGGGAGGGAAGAUGCGGCAGGUGUCGCUGAGCAGCUCGGAGGAGGAGCUGGCCACCACACCAGAGUACACCAGCUGUGAGGACGUGGAGAUAGAGAGUGAGUCAGUCAGUGAGAAAGGGGACAGUCAAAGGGGAAAAAGAAAAACUAUUGAGCAGACAUAUAUGUCCGAGCCGACACACACCUUAUCUGAGAGGCAAAAGAAAAUGGUGCGCUUUGGGGGACACUCAUUUGAAGAGGACUUGGCAUGGUGCGAACCGCAGGUUAAAGACUCGGGAGUUGAUACGUGCAGUAGCACUACCCUAAACGAGGAGCAUAGCCAUAGUGAGAAGCACCCGGUGACGUGGCAGCCGUCCAAAGACGGGGAUCGCCUCAUCGGGCGGAUUCUCCUCAACAAGCGCAUGAAGGACGGAAGCGUGCCCCGAGACUCAGGAGCUCUGCUCGGCCUCAAGGUGGUGGGAGGCAAGAUGACGGAAUCUGGUAGACUUUGUGCUUUUAUCACUAAAGUGAGGAAAGGAAGUCUAGCAGACACUGUUGGACACCUCAGACCAGGUGACCAGGUACUGGAGUGGAAUGGGAAGCUUUUACAAGGAGCCACAUUUAAAGAAGUUUACAAUAUCAUUCUAGAAUCCAAGCCUGAGCCGCAGGUGGAGCUGGUGGUCUCACGGCCCAUAGGAGAUAUUCCGAGGAUACCAGACAGCACACAUGCACAACUGGAAUCAAGUUCGAGUUCUUUUGAGUCUCAGAAGAUGGAUCGCCCGUCCAUCUCCGUCACGUCGCCCAUGAGUCCCAGCAUGCUGAGGGACGCUCCCCAGUACCUGUCAGGACAGCUCUCAAGCCAAAGCCUUAGUAGAAGAACAACGCCUUUUUCCCCUAGGGUCCAGGUCAAACUGUGGUAUGACAAAGUGGGCCAUCAGCUAAUUGUCACCAUCCUGGGCGCCAAAGACCUGCCAGCCAGGGAAGACGGCAGGCCCAGGAACCCUUACGUCAAAAUCUACUUCCUCCCUGAUAGAAGUUUGAAUUAUUGUUCCUCCAGCGACAAAAGCAAGAGGAGAACAAAAACGGUAAAGAAAUCCUUAGAGCCCAAAUGGAACCAGACCUUUAUGUAUUCGCCGGUGCACCGGCGGGAGUUUCGGGAGCGAAUGCUGGAGAUCACAUUGUGGGACCAGGCCAGGGUGAGGGAAGAGGAGAGCGAGUUCCUGGGAGAGAUCCUCAUUGAGCUUGAGACGGCUCUCCUGGACGACGAGCCGCACUGGUACAAGCUACAGACCCACGAUGUGUCCUCCAUCCCCCUCCCACGUGCCUCCCCCAACACACAGCGCAGGCAGCUCCACGGAGAGAGUCCCACGCGGCGGCUCCAGAGAUCCCAGAGGAUAAGUGACAGCGAGAUCUCCGACUACGAUUGUGAAGAUGGUGUAGGGGUAAUAACAGACUACCGGACAAAUGGCAGAGACUUCCAGAGCUCCACGCUGUCCGUCCCCGAGCAGGUGAUGUCGUCUAACCACUGCUCUCGCUCCGCCGAUAUUAACCGGGCACGGUCGCGCUCACCCAGCGUCCCCCCACCCUCAAGCCGCAACCAUCGCAUGUACCCAAUCUGCCGAGAGGAAGCAGUCAGGUUACUGCGUUCCACUAGGAUGUCCCGCGCCUAUUCUGAGGGCGCCUACUCCUCCGACUAUGACUACGAGAGGAACCACGGAGCCAUGGAUAGACACGAGUAUCACAGCAGGUCCCGCUCUGCAGACCAGCGGCCCUCUAUAGAGCGCCCCACGUCCCGCUCGCGCUCCACUGAACGCCCCCACGACUCUUCGCUCAUGAGGUCCAUGCCGUCUCUGCCAUCUGGGAGGUCCGCCCCCCCCUCACCUGCCUUGACGAGGGCGCAUCCUCGUAGUGGAUCGGUCCAGACCAGUCCCACCAGUACACCAGCGUCCAAUAGACGAGGACGGCAACUCCCACAGCUUCCACCCACGGGAAAAGACAGAAAAGACACGGACUCACCAGGUUGGACGAACGCAGGUAUGGACAUGGAGGAGAGGACCAGGCAGAUGAAGCUGAAGAUGAACAAGUACAAGCAGGGAGCGGGCUCCGACCCCAGACUGGAGCAGGACUACCACAAGCGCCCGGGAAGAGAUCCACGGGCCUCGGAUAACCUGUCGGCCAAGUCGUCGGACAGCGAUGUAAGCGACGUGUCCGCUGUGUCGAGAACCAGCAGUGCCUCUCGGUUCAGCAGCACGAGCUACAUGUCUGUCCAAUCAGAGAGGCCGCAAGGAAACCGCAAAAUCCGUGACUUUGCAUCCAAAAUGAAAAACAGGCAGAUGGGCUCGUCGGGCGGCGUGAACAUGACCAAGAGCACAAGCGUCAGCGGCGACAUGUGCAACCUGGAGAAGACGGACGGCAGCCAGUCGGACACGGCGGUCGGCACGGUAGGCACCGACGACAAGAAGAGGCGCUCCAGCAUUGGUGCCAAAAUGCAGGCCAUGGUCGGCAUGUCGCGCAAGAGCCGGAGCACCUCUCAGCUCAGCCAAACAGAAGCGGGAGGUAAGAAGUUGCGCAGCACGAUCCAGAGGAGCACGGAGACGGGGCUGGCGGUGGAGAUGAGGAGCAGGAUGACUCGGCAGGCCAGCCGGGAGUCCACGGACGGCAGCAUGAACAGCUACAGCUCCGAGGGAAAUCUCAUCUUCCCUGGGGUCAGGCUCUCCUCAGAAGCCCAGUUCAGUGACUUCCUGGAUGGUCUCGGUCCCGCUCAGCUAGUGGGGCGACAGACGCUGGCUACUCCGCCUAUGGGUGACAUCCAGAUUGGUAUGGUGGACAAGAAAGGAGCACUGGAGGUGGAGAUCAUCCGAGCCCGUGGCCUUGUGGGAAAACCAGGUUCCAAGGCACUGCCAGCACCAUAUGUAAAGGUCUACCUUUUGGAGAACGGAGUCUGCAUAGCCAAAAAGAAAACAAAAGUAGCAAGAAAAACCUUGGACCCCCUUUACCAGCAGCAACUGCCGUUCGAGGAGAGUCCAGGAGGGAAGGUUUUACAGGUCAUCGUUUGGGGUGACUAUGGACGCAUGGACCAUAAAUCCUUCAUGGGUGCAGUUCAGAUACUGUUAGAUGAGUUGGACCUGUCCAACAUGGUGAUUGGCUGGUUUAAGCUCUUUCCUCCUUCCUCACUGGUGGACCCUACUCUGGCCCCACUGACAAGAAGAGCUUCCCAAUCGUCACUGGACAGUUUCUCUCGAUCAUAGCAGCGUGUGGACUGAUAGCGUUGUUGUAGCAGCCAGUGUUGCGACUACGGGUCACGCCCCCCGGUUACACUGCAUGCUUGAUGUUGUGUCUUCUGAGCCUGUUUCUAGGGGUGCGAAAGGUGAUCCUGUGUUUUGAGCAAAAAACGUUGCGCACAUUGUGCACGUGGCGAAGGGUGUCGCGAGCGCCUGGCGGCCCGGGGUAGCCGGGCGUUGUUGUUUGGAGGAAGCUGGAAUGAUCUCCUUAGCACGAGGAACCCAUCAGUUCCAGGUUUUCAUCCAAUUCGAAGCCAUGGGGUUCAGUACUGGGAACCGCUAAACGAGUUCUACGGAAGCCCUUUUUGAAUGAAAAAUUUCUUUUUUCUUUGCUUUUUGUCCUUUUUCUGUUUUGUUUUUUUCUUCUGCUUUUUGUUCUUGUAUCUCAAGGGGGGUGACAGUGUUUCCAACCAGAUGCUUGGUCACGCCACGCCAACCGACCUCGCUAGGUUGAUGGAGUUUUGGAGAGCAUCCCUUUGGGUGAGAUAUGUCCCAGCUUGUAUCCAACGCCCCCCACAGCCCAAAAGAAAUACCCGGCAUACUCUAGGUUUAUGUACUGAAUCAAACCGUACUGGUGAAUCACCAGAAAGUUAAUUAAUAUUCAAGUGGCGACCAUCAACACUCCAGAAUAUGCAGUAACGAUCCAAACCCCAUUAAAAGAUGUAAAAUCUACCAUCAUUCUUUCUCUGUUGAUAUAUUGUAUGAAAAUUAAAUGAGAAAAAAUAUUUUUGUUCCCUUUUUAGUUCCUUUGCAUGGACACAAAUUUAGCUGAAUUUAAAAAAAAAUCAAAGAAAAUUAUUUUCUUGAGGCUGCAAAUUGCAUAGAAGAUGAAAAAUAAAACAGAUCAGCCAUUUUCAACAAUUUAUAUUAUUUUUAAAGAUAAAUUUCACUAGUGCAUGGUUUUCAAGGGGAGUGAAUGCAACAUUGUGAAUUAAAAAAAAAGAAGACAUUGUUUAUCAUUCUUUAGGCCAUUCAUGAGUCUGUGUUUUGCAGACAUGCAGAUAAGGGAAACUUAAAGGAAACUUUGGAGCUAUAUAACAGAUGUUUAUGUGACAAAAAGUGAUAAUGAAAAUAAAUGUAAGUUAUUUAUUUCAUAGUAAAAGGCUAAUGCCUUAUAAAGAUAAACAUUAUGUGCAAAUUGUACAUGUUUCUCUUUUUCUUCCUUGUCCCAGGGUACUUCUUAUUGUACUAUCCAUCGCUACCAUUGUUCAGUCCCCUGAUAUUGUCCAGAUUUUAGGACUGUUGGUUAUUUUACAGUUCUGUAUUGUUUCAGUAUGUAUUUUAUUUUGGAUUUGAUUUGUUUAACAAGCAUGUUGAAAAGGAUUUUCUGCAACAUGGCUUGGGCACACCUUACAGUAACUCAGCAUGUUUUGAUAAAGAUGAUAUUUGGAAUUUUUGCAGUUUCUUGUACAGUGCAUGUCAACUUCAUUACUUUUGUCCCUCACCUUGAAUUGAACUCUACAAAAAAUUAGUUCAUGGUCUUCCGUGGCCAAUUAUUGGAGUUUUAACAAAACAUUCCACCCCUAAGGUCAUAUUUUCUUUCAGGUUUUUGAGAAAAAAAAGUGACAAGGAAAAUAUUUUAUAUUCAAUGGAGGUUGACGAAACAGUUUUGAUUGCAAGUGUAAUUUGUUUCAGUAUUGUUGACGAACAUGCAAAAAUAAUCUCUAUUGGUACAGCAAGAGGUUUACACCUAAUCAAGAGGCAGCAAACGUGCAAGAGAUGUUGCUUUGGUGGUUUUACAGGCACUGUUUGUGAAAAUGAGCGGAUCACAAGUUCAAAUGACAAGGGAUAUUGCCACAGAAAAUGUUUUUGUUUGAAUGAAAAUUAAAUUAAUUUAUUUUUGUUAGUUUUAUUUAAAAGCCAAGACCAGUUUAUUUUUUAUUUUCUAUUUUUAGUAAUUAUGAAGUACUUCUCAUGUCUGGGAAGUACACACAUCUUAUAGUUGCAGUAUGUCUGAAUGAAAUUGAACUGAGGCAUUGUUCCUUUUCCAUUUGACGAUAGUGCGUUUUAUUGCUGAAGAAAACCUUGUCACAAGCUGUCACACGCUAUAAUAUAUAUUUUCAUUUUCGUUGUACAUAAUUUACCUGUCAGAAUUUGAAUAAACAAGCUACCAUGAAGAUCGAUAGACUCGUUUGGAACAGGAAAAAUGCCUCACAUGAUGACAAAGACAUAUGUUAUUUAUCCUUUUGAAUGCCUUUUCAUUUUCUCUUUUUGGUGCAAUGUGUUAAUGCCAAGGCUAUGUCUUGGUUAAGUAUGGUUGAGUACAGAGAUUUAUGUAAGUUAUUUUUCAAAUAAAAAAUAAAAAAAUUGAUAUUACACUGA